Hippocampus zosterae (dwarf seahorse) is the source of this 2962-nucleotide messenger RNA. It is a transcript of the gene ankha, whose product is annotated as ANKH inorganic pyrophosphate transport regulator a. Gene Ontology annotation, molecular function: phosphate transmembrane transporter activity. The record is from RefSeq and is a predicted model, not a curated record. Lineage: Eukaryota; Metazoa; Chordata; Actinopteri; Syngnathiformes; Syngnathidae. The coding region runs from base 949 to 2448 and encodes 499 amino acids. The transcript is spliced from 12 exons. Gene Ontology annotation, cellular component: membrane. Gene Ontology annotation, biological process: phosphate ion transmembrane transport.
UUUUUUGGCUUCCAUCGGUGUGAAAGACAAAGACAUGCCACUCACAAUAAUAUCACCAUACAGAAGAUUAUCAUUGGUGCUCUUUGCAGCGGUUACAAACAAGUAGAAAACAGGCAAGGGCUACACAAACCUAAAAGUUCAGAGCUUUUCAAAUUGAAAACAGGAAAAACAUGCAAAUUGAAACAUUAUCAUAGACUAGUAGACAUUUGCCAACAUAGGUGAUCAGGACACGUGGGCAUAAAUGCACGCAUACUACUCAGAGAUUAAUUAACAGUUGACCAAGAAUCGACCCUUGGGGAACUCCAUGUGAUUUUUUUUUAUUUCUGUUGGAUGCAAAUUGCCCAAAAGAUAUUGGGAUGAUAAGAUGAUAUGCCCAAUAAAAUAGCAUCAUGGAAGUAGGUGGAGUGGGGGGUGGGGCGACAUGAUUCACGAUGGGGGCCCAGAAUAUAUCGCAAAGGCUCUGGCGGCUGAUAUGCAUAACUGUCAUGCAGUGGUGUCAAAACAAAAUUGUUGAUAGCGCUGCUCACUCGUACACGAAGCUGGCAUGUUCUAACGGCUUUCCACGGGCGUGCGUGUUUGUGCAAGUGGGUUGAAGGUCCUCCUCGCUCAAGCUGCGUGCAGUGAGAUGUCACCUCCCUCCGCCCCCCACACCCCGCCCGCCCGCCCGGGUGAUGAUUCGCGAGGAGGAAGAUGCGCGCGCUCACAGCCUUCCGCCGACCUUCGCCUGCUUCACUCGGAAUCACCGACACACCGUUGUGACGCCGCCGCAGCCGGAGCGCCUCGUCGGCUGCACGCCGCGGGACUCCCGGGUGCUUCGCCUGCUUUCCAGCGGCUUCGUUCGCCCCCCCGCCCCCUCCCCCGCCGCAGCCACAGCCGCAGCAGAAGCGCUCCACCAACCCCGAGAGCGAGGCAGAUGCCCGUUGCAGCGCUGUCAGCCCGGCUUCUACUAUGGUGGAGUUCCCGUCCCUAAGCCCUUACUGGCCGCUUCUUCGCUUCUUGGUGCCUCUUGCGAUCACCAAUAUUGCCAUCGACCUCGGCGAGCAGGCGCUCAACAGGGGCAUCGCCACAGUCAAGGAGGACGCGGUAGAGAUGCUGGCCAGCUACGGUCUGGCCUACUCGCUCAUGAAGUUCUUCACGGGCCCCAUGAGCGACUUCAAGAACGUGGGCCUGGUCUUCGUCAACAGCAAGCGCGACCGCCAGAAAGCUGUACUGUGCAUGGCGGCGGCAGGCGCCAUCGCCUUCGUGCUGCACAUCUUGAUAGCCUACACCGACCUGGGCUACUACAUCAUUAACAAGCUCCACCAUGUGGACGAGUCUGUGGGCCACAAAACUCGGAAGGCUUUCCUCUACUUGGCCGCUUUCCCUCUACUGGACGCGAUGGCGUGGAUUCACGCCGGGAUCUUACUCAAGCAUAAGUUCAGUGUCAUCGUGGGCUCCGCCUCCAUCUCGGACGUCGUGGCACAGAUCGUCUUUGUGGCCAUCCUGCUGCACAGUAACCUGGAGUGCGUGGAGCCCCUCCUCAUCCCCAUCCUCUCGCUCUAUAUGGGCGCCUUAGUCCGCUUCAGCAUCGUGGGCCUGGGCUACUACUGCAACAUCCACGACACCAUCCCGGACUCCAGUGGGCCAGAUGUCGGGGGUGACGCCACCGUCAAGAAGAUGCUGAGCUUCUGGUGGCCGCUGGCGCUCAUCCUGGCAACCCAGCGCAUCAGCCGGCCCAUUGUCAACCUCUUCGUGUCCAGAGACCUCAAGGGGACCACUGAAGCUACGGAGGCAGUGGCCGUGCUGACGGCGACAUACCCCGUGGGUCACAUGCCCUACGGCUGGUUAACCGAACUGCGAGCCGUGUAUCCCGCCUUCGACAAGAACAACCCCAGCAACAAGCUGAACGCCGGCACACCCGUGACAAAGUCGCAUAUUAAAAAGUUUACAUUCUGCUGCCUGGCCCUCUCGCUCACGCUUUGCUUCGUGGUCUUCUGGAGCCCGCACGUCUCCGAGAAGAUCCUGGUGGACAUCAUCGGCGUCGAGUACCCCUUCGCUAUGCUCUGUGUGGUGCCCCUUCGCAUUUUCUCCUUCUUCCCGCUACCAGUGACGGUCCGGGCCCACCUAACGGGCUGGCUGAUGACGCUGAAGAAGACGUUCGUGUUGGCGCCCAGCUCGGUGCUGCGCAUCGUCGUCCUCAUCACCAGCCUGGUGGUGCUGCCCUACAUGGGGGUUCACGGGGCCACCCUGGGGGUGGGCUCCCUGCUGGCCGGCUUCAUCGGCGAGUCCACAAUGGUCGCCAUAGCAGCCUGCUAUGUUUACCGACAACAGCGUCACAGCGAGCUGUCCAACGAGCUGGUGGUGGAGGCUGAGGACUCGGCCCCCAUGAGCGAGGUGCGCUCGCGAUCGCCGACGGACGCCGCCGAGGAGCUCGGCGAGGGCAACGAGGACGACGAAGGGCAAGAGUGAGGCCGUUUUUUUCCCCCCCGAAGUUUAUUUUUGUUUGUUUUUAUUUUUCUUCCUGCGGGGAGGGGGGAAGACGAGGGAGAAAGGAAGAAUUCUCCCAACGGCGCCCUCCCCAUCUCCGUGACGACACGCACUGUAAACAAAGCCAUCGGAGCGUCGAUCCAACGAGUGUACAUAGCGUCAUGGCUUCCUUGGUGUUUACCGGUAAACAAAGGAAUGACAAAUGAGGGGACAAAGGCAACGUGCUUCAAUUCAUUUGAAAUCCGCACAAGUCGUGGGACUUUUUGCUGGGUUGUGCAAUUGUGUUUUGACAACAAAAGUGCUGUACAGACCAUCGUUUUCUACAGUGGAUAUUGGACAGAACCGAGGGGUCGGGAAUCCCUCUCCUUCUUCAUCAUCACGCAUUCACUUCCAAGACCUGCUUAUGUUUGGCCAAUCAUCAUCAUCAUCAUCUUCAUGUGCUGUAUAUACUGUACAGACAUUCUUAUUUGGCAAAUACAUUGCUUUAUUAUUAUUA